AUGUCGGGCAGUAAGGCGCUGGGCGGGGGGGGCGCGGGGGGGGCGAGGCGCAGGCGGACGCGGUGCCGGCGCUGCCAGGCCUGCAUGAGGACCGAGUGCGGAGAGUGUCACUUCUGCAAGGACAUGAAGAAGUUCGGAGGGCCCGGCCGCAUGAAGCAGUCCUGCCUCCUCAGACAGUGCACGGCGCCCGUCUUACCUCACACGGCGGUGUGUUUUGCGUGCGGCGAGGCGGGGAAGGAGGACACAGUGGACUCAGAGGAGGAGAAGUUCAGCCUGUCUCUGAUGGAGUGCACCAUCUGUAACGAGAUCAUCCACCCCAGCUGUCUCAAGAUGGGCAAAGCCGAAGGAAUCAUCAACGAUGAGAUCCCAAACUGCUGGGAGUGUCCAAAGUGCCACAAGGAGGGCAAAACCAGUAAGGACCAGGCGGACGGCUCUGGGAAACGCCGGCUGGAUAACGGGGAGGUGGGCCGCUGGAAGCUCACAGAUGACCCGCCCCCAAAGAAGAAAGCCCCGCCCUCCCUGGAGGAGGGGGGGCGGACGGACGGGGGACACAAGAGGAAGAAGGAGAAGGAGCUGCCUCCGGACAGCGGGCCCAAGAAGAAGAUGAAAGGCGGCCACGAAAAACGCCUCAAAAAGAAACCCAAACAGGAGGCCCUGGAGUCCAACGGUCCCACCUCCUCAGCUGCAGGAGGAGCAGGAGGACUGCAGGGCUCCUCCACUUCCUCCUCCUCUUCCUCGCAGCCCGGGGGAGGAGGAGGAGGCGGAGGAGGAGCAGGGGGGACGUCGAGUGCAGACCAGCGCUCCCACCACCGAGAGAAACUGGAGCGCUUCAAGAGGAUGUGUCUGCUGGAACGCCGGCCCGAGUCCUCCUCCUCCUCCUCCUCCAGCUCCGAGUCCGACUCCGAGUCUGACUCCGACGACUCCCUGAGGGGGGAGCAGGCCGGAGGAGGCUCCUCGCCUUCGUCUUCCUCCCCUGCCCCGCCUCCUCCCGUGGUCUACGGCAACAGCAGCGGUGGGCGUGCGGAGCGAGAGAGGAGUCGCAGCGAGCGGGAGAGAGAGCGGGAGAGGGAGCGCCGCCUGGCGGAGCUGGGCUUCAGCGCCAGCGAGGAGUCGGAGGGGGAGGCGGGGAGGGGGGAAGAGGAGGUGCGGGAGGAGGAGCAGGGAGGGGGGGAGAAGGCUCGGCGGAGAGGAGGAGGAGAGGCGGGGCUACCUCCGCGGGGACGGAAAGGAGGACUGCUGGACGGGGAGGAUGAGGACACGCCCACCUCCGACAGGACCAGGAAAAACUCCGCCUCCCUUCCCCCGCCCUCUCCCCUCUCCUCCAAUCAGAUGCCUCCGUCCUCACAGCACGACAGCUUCACGGGGAAGCAGCGCAGCAACGGGCAGGAGGCGCGCAACGGGCGGACACGAGGAGGGACGGGUGGGGGAGGAGGAGGGAGGGAGGGAGGGAGGGAGAAGGAGAACGCCAGCGGCGUUCUGACCAAUCACAGACACAGCGGAGGAGGUGGGGGCGGGACCAAAGGAAGCGGAAGCCGCGGCAACAAGAUCCGCAACAGUAAGAGCCAGACGUCCAGGAACAGCACCUCCUCGUCCUCCUCCUCCAUCCCCACCUCCAACGGGGGAGGAGGGGGGGGAGGCGGUCUCAUGAUGUCAGCCAUGGCGGCGUCCCCCUGCUCGCAGCCGUCCCGCCUCGCCCCGCGCUCUCAGAUGAUGAAGCGCAGCCCGCCGGCCGUGCCCUCGCCGCCGCGGCCCAUUCAGAUGGAGAGGCACCUGGUGCGCCCCCCCACCUGCCCCGAGCCCAGCUGCCUCCCGCUGGACUCCGGCUCCUCCCACAUCAUGACCCGCGACGUGUGGCUGCGAGUCUUCACGCACCUGAGCCAAAGGGAGCUGUGCGUCUGCAUGAGGGUGUGUCGCACCUGGAGCCGCUGGUGUUGUGAUAAGCGUCUGUGGACUCAGAUCGACCUGAGCCGGCAGCGCUCCAUCACCCCGCCCAUGCUGAGUGGUAUCAUCCGCCGCCAGCCCGUCUCCCUCAACCUGGGAUAUACCAACAUCUCCAAGAAGCAGCUCAUGUGGCUCAUCAACCGCCUGCAAGGUCUGCUGGAGCUGAAUGUUUCGGGGUGUCCGUGGCCGGCCGUCUCUGCUCUGUGUCAGGCCAUCUGUCCCUGUCUGAAGCUGCUGGACCUAAGCAGAGUGGAGGACCUCAAAGACUCACACCUGAGGGAGCUACUGGCCCCGCCCCCUGACACCAGGACAGCUCAUGGUGAAACCAGAGUGGGGCGUUUCCAGAAUGUGACGGAGCUGCGAUUGGCCGGUCUUGAGCUGACGGACGCCUCGUCUCGUCUGUUGGUGCGUUACGUCCCUCACCUGAGCAGGUUGGACCUGAGCCACAGUGCGAACAUCACUGACCAGACGGUGCACACCCUCACCUCCCCCAUCUCCCCCCUGAGAGAGAGCCUCACCCACAUCAACCUGGCAGGUGACGGCGCAGUGUGUGUGUGUGUGUNGCGGCGCUGCUCCUCCCUGCAGACGGUCGACCUGCGCUCCUGCUCGCUCCUCUCCUCUGAGUCCGGACAGCUGCUCUCCUUCCCCUCCCACGCCUCCUCGUCUUCCUCCUCCACCUCCUCGUCCUCCUCUUCCUCCGCUGCCACCACGGUCGCUGCUUCGUCCUCCUCCUCCUCGGCGUCCGCCUCCUCGUCCUCCCUGUCCUCCUGUCCUCCUGAAGACAGAACGCUGCUAAAGAACAGCUAAAGUCCUCCUCCGGGUCAUGUGACUGUUGGUCCAGCCGAGCCCCGCCUCCCACCUCGUUACACUACAGACAGGUGAGGAAGAGGAGGAGGCGACAUUUCUCCUGAUGUAACGAGUCCAGCCACCACAGAAGAAGAGGAGGACGCUGUUUUGGGAAAGUCGUGGGUAAUAGUUAAAAUAGAAACCCAGAGCAUGUACAUAUUUGUUCUCUGUACAAUUUUGGGUGUGUGUAUAUAUCUGUAGUUUACUGUAAAUGACCCUUAACCUUUGAGACAUCACUCCUCUCCCUCUGUCCUCCUUCUGUCCUCCCUCUGUCCUCCCUCCGUCCGUCCUCCCUGCCUCCAUCAUCACGCCAGGCGCCGCCUCCUCCUCAGUAGCUGCAGAAACAGGGAAAAGAGGAAAAUCAGUCAUGUUGUUCAAAUUUAGUUUGUGUGAUUUGACAGGUGACAUCAUCGACCCCGCCCCCUCCCAGCAGGGAGUCACACACCUGUGGGCUCGUUUGUCAGCGAGGCUAACACUUUCCCUCCGCUUCCAGUCUUUGUGCUAAGCUAGGCUAACUCACCUGUGGGGGAGCGGGACGCCCUCAAAUGUUGAAUCGUCUUUUCUCUCUGAGGUCUGGCACCGCUUAACCCAUUGAAACCCGAACUUUCCUUUCUUUCAAAAACAUGGCAAGAAGGCAAUUAGCAACCUAAUGA
This is a messenger RNA of Plectropomus leopardus (leopard coralgrouper), 3440 nucleotides long. NCBI's taxonomy places the organism in Eukaryota, Metazoa, Chordata, Actinopteri, Perciformes, Serranidae. The record is from RefSeq and is a predicted model, not a curated record.